GGCAAUGUCGCACUGGGCCGGUCUCCUCUCCACCGCUGCCAAAGUCAACCUGCUGCUCUGGGUGGUUGCUGCGGUGUUUGCCUGCUCGAGCCUCAGCGACAGAGUUCCCGAGUUUGCCCUUACAAAAAUAGAAGAGAGCGACAUAAAAGAUGACAGCGGGAAAGAGCCGGUAACAGAAGAUGAUGCUGAUCCCGAAGACCUGGAAGUGUUUUACCCCACACAUCAGUGGCAAACCAUCCGUCCAGGUCAAGCUGUUCCUGCAGGGUCACACGUACGGUUGAAUCUGCAGACCGGAGACAGAGAAGCCAGGCUCCCAGAUAGCGAAAAUGGAAAAAGUGACACGAGAGAAGAGAGAAGAAGAAAAAGGCUGGGCAAGGUGGAUGUUGACUCAAGUUCAUUCACAUCCGAGGAGCUCAAAAAAGCGUUGGCUAAAAUGAAGGAAAGUGAGAAAGCAGAAAGAAAGGCCCACGAGGAAGAGGUGAGGAAGAAGUUCCGGCCCAUCGAGCAGCUGAAGGAGGAGUUUGAAAAGCUGAACGUGAAGAUGGAAACAGAUUAUGAAAUUAUGGUUAAAUUAAUCGGAAAAUUCAACAGCUCUGCCUCCACACUGGAUGAAAAAGUAGCGGCACUUUAUGAUCUUGAAUAUUAUGUUCACCAGGUGGACAACGCCAAGGACUUCCUCGCCAUGGGCGGACUCCAGCUGAUGAUCAACGGGCUGAACAGCAGCGAGGCCGCGCUGAAGGAGCACGCUGCCUUCGUCCUGGGAGCCGCGCUGUCCAGGUAUUUUGGUGGCAUCUGUUCUGCCAGGGUUCCCGACUUCCAUGUUUUGUUAGAGAAGCAGCAGCUUCUUCAGGAUGUCUUCAUCAAGAGGAAAAAGCUUCCACCAGAUUUAACGAUUUUGAAUUAA
Molecule: messenger RNA, 904 nt
Organism: Pterocles gutturalis (yellow-throated sandgrouse)
Lineage: Eukaryota; Metazoa; Chordata; Aves; Pterocliformes; Pteroclidae
Gene: SIL1
Product: SIL1 nucleotide exchange factor
Exons: 7
Coding region: 5-904 (299 amino acids)
Source: RefSeq, a predicted model, not a curated record